Penicillium vulpinum is the source of this 1206-nucleotide messenger RNA. RefSeq lists its product as uncharacterized. The coding region runs from base 1 to 1206 and encodes 401 amino acids. The record is from RefSeq and is a predicted model, not a curated record. Lineage: Eukaryota; Fungi; Ascomycota; Eurotiomycetes; Eurotiales; Aspergillaceae. The transcript has 4 exons.
AUGGGAAAUGAGUCGCCCACCCCACGCCAGCUCUUCACAGAAGCUAUUGUCUUCUGGUCUAUAGGGUUUGUCAUUUAUGUCGGGAGAAUCUUGGCUCGUAUAAUCGCCAAUGGAUAUGGAGUCAAACGGUUACUUGUGGACGACUAUGUGAUGACGGCGACCUUCGCAAUCUAUACCACACUGCUAAUACUGAUCCAAAUAUCGGCCCGCUACGCAACGAACCUCAUGGACCCGAAGGACUACAAUAAGGUGUUAGCAGACCCAAAGCAAGUCAGCGAUCGAGUGUAUGGAAGCAAAAUUGUCAUCGGUUUGGAGCAAUGCAUGUUGGUCUCAACCUGGGGCGUCAAGACAUGCAUGUUGAUUCUGUACUGGCGAAUCACGCAGAAUCUGAAAUCGAACCUCUAUAUCAAGAUCCUUUCCAUUUACACUGCCGUCGGAUUCGUCGUCGUUAUGGUCACCUACUAUGCAGUUUACUGUCGGCCGUUCUCCCAAUACUGGGCCAUGCCGGUGGAUAACAUGCAGUGUGCGACAUACCAGUACUACUCGAUAACCCAAGCCGUCUUCAAUAUCUCUUCUGAUGCCAUCAUGUUCGCCAUCCCAAUUCCCCUCCUAAUCAAAGCCCAACUCAAACGGCGCAGGAAAUUUGUCCUCAUCGGCGUGAUGAGUCUGGGCUUGUUCACUAUCAUUGCUGCUAUCCUAAACAAAUAUUUCAAUUUUGCCUCCCCGCUCACAACCACCUACCAAAUCUGGUACAUCCGCGAAGCCAGUACAGCAAUCUAUGUUGCUAACCUCAUGUGUUGGUGGCCACUAUUGCGCAGAUUGUUUGGCGUCAAGGCAUUCCAGUACAACAGCGACCGAGGAAAACGACCUGGAAACCUUCAGAACAAUGAUUACUCCAACAACUCACAAUCUCGUCCUUCAUUCACAAUCCAUCGCUCAUGGAAGCCGCUUUUUCGUCGAGGAAACAAAUACACUCCGCCAGGCAAGUACACUGGCGGCAAGCGCUCGAGUACUGAACCCAUUAACAGGUCCAAUACCGAGUUCAUAAGCGACAUGCACCGUCUUGAAGCUGUUCCCCUGGAAGUCUGGACCAAAAAGGAGGAUCUUACAACUGAUAUUUCGAUAACCCAAGGCCCACCCAACUUGUUUGAAAGACAACAUGAAGUUCAAUUGGACCAAAAGCAACACACACACUCGCCUUGCUGA